This is a messenger RNA of Ailuropoda melanoleuca (giant panda), 4536 nucleotides long. It is a transcript of the gene FURIN, whose product is annotated as furin, paired basic amino acid cleaving enzyme. Bases 585 to 2966 code for a protein of 793 amino acids. Gene Ontology annotation, biological process: peptide hormone processing. The record is from RefSeq and is a predicted model, not a curated record. The transcript has 15 exons. Gene Ontology annotation, molecular function: serine-type endopeptidase activity. Gene Ontology annotation, cellular component: trans-Golgi network; Golgi membrane. NCBI's taxonomy places the organism in Eukaryota, Metazoa, Chordata, Mammalia, Carnivora, Ursidae.
GUGUCCUUCCAGAUUUUGUUUUGUGGUUAUAUAUAAAUACACAUGUAAAAAUAGUUCUUUAAAAACAAAAUGGGGUCAUGUGUACAUACUGCUUUAUAACCCAUCUCUUUUUUUACUUUGAUUGUGGUGAACAUUUAUUCUGUUGUUUCUGAUUUUGGAUGACUCAAGCCCGAUACUCUUCAUCCCACUUCCGUAUUCUUGUGUGGAGAGAGACUUAGGAGCCGUGUGUGUGUGUGUGUGUGUGUGUGUGUGUGUGUGUGGAGGGGGGUCCAUCUGGCUGGCUAGCUGACCUUGGGGGGGCUGGAUUCUCUUUCCUGGGGCCCUUUUCAGGCCUAGAUCGAGCCAUGGAGGUGGGAAGGCAGCUUCAGCACAUGGCUGGGGAGGGACUGACUGUCUCCCCCUCUUCCUCCCUUGUUCCCCUCAGAGCCGGCGGCACUCCUCCCCUCACAGCCCUGCCCUGCUCGGCCCCAUGCCCCCGCCAGUCAGCCACGGGCCACAGGCAGUGAGCAGGCACGAGGGAGCCGAGGCCCUGUGACCAGGCCAAGGAGACAGGGGCUCCGGGGUCCCGGCCACCUGUCCCCCCCAUGGAGCUGAGGCCCUGGUUGCUAUGGGUGGUAGCAGCAGCAGGAGCCUUGGUCCUGCUGGCAGCCGACGCUCGUGCCCAGAAGGUCUACACCAACACCUGGGCUGUGCACAUUCCCGGAGGCCCCGCCGUGGCUGACAGCCUGGCACACAAGCAUGGCUUCCUCAACUUGGGCCAGAUCUUCGGCGACUAUUACCACUUCUGGCAUCGAGCAGUGACAAAGCGGUCACUGUCGCCUCACCACCCGCGGCACAGCCGGUUGCAGAGGGAGCCUCAAGUGCAGUGGCUGGAGCAGCAGGUGGCAAAGCGAAGGACCAAACGGGAUGUGUAUCAGGAGCCCACAGACCCCAAAUUUCCCCAGCAGUGGUACCUGUCUGGCGUCACCCAGCGGGACCUGAACGUGAAGGAGGCCUGGGCUCAGGGCUACACGGGGCAUGGCAUUGUGGUCUCCAUUCUGGACGAUGGCAUCGAGAAGAACCACCCAGACUUGGCAGGCAAUUAUGACCCUGGGGCCAGCUUCGACGUCAACGACCAGGACCCCGACCCCCAGCCUCGGUACACACAGAUGAAUGACAACAGGCAUGGUACACGGUGCGCAGGCGAGGUGGCCGCAGUGGCCAACAACGGUGUCUGUGGUGUGGGCGUGGCCUACAACGCCCGCAUUGGAGGGGUGCGCAUGCUGGACGGCGAGGUGACGGACGCGGUGGAGGCUCGCUCGCUGGGCCUGAACCCCAACCACAUCCACAUCUACAGCGCCAGCUGGGGCCCCGAGGACGACGGCAAGACCGUGGAUGGGCCUGCCCGCCUCGCCGAGGAGGCCUUCUUCCGGGGGGUUAGCCAGGGCCGCGGGGGGCUGGGCUCCAUCUUCGUGUGGGCCUCGGGGAACGGGGGCCGGGAGCACGACAGCUGCAACUGUGACGGCUACACCAACAGCAUCUACACGCUGUCCAUCAGCAGCGCCACGCAGCUCGGCAACGUGCCCUGGUACAGCGAGGCCUGCUCGUCCACGCUGGCCACCACCUACAGCAGCGGCAACCAGAAUGAGAAGCAGAUCGUGACCACGGACUUGCGGCAGAAGUGUACCGAGUCGCACACGGGCACCUCGGCCUCUGCCCCCUUGGCAGCCGGCAUCAUAGCUCUCACCCUGGAAGCCAAUAAGAACCUCACCUGGCGGGACAUGCAGCACCUGGUGGUACAGACCUCAAAGCCCGCCCACCUCAAUGCUAAUGACUGGGCCACCAACGGUGUGGGCCGUAAAGUGAGCCAUUCGUAUGGCUACGGGCUGUUGGACGCAGGUGCUAUGGUGACCCUGGCCCAGAACUGGACGACGGUGCCCCCCCAGAGGAAAUGCAUCAUCGACAUCCUCACUGAACCCAAGGACAUCGGGAAGCGGCUGGAGGUGCGGAAGACGGUGACCGCCUGCCUGGGGGAGCCCAGCCACAUCACACGGCUGGAGCACGUGCAGGCCCGCCUCACCCUGUCCUACAAUCGCCGUGGCGACCUGGCCAUCCACCUGGUCAGCCCCAUGGGCACCCGCUCCACCCUGCUGGCCGCCAGGCCACACGACUACUCCGCAGAUGGGUUUAAUGACUGGGCCUUCAUGACAACCCAUUCCUGGGAUGAGGACCCCUCUGGCGAGUGGGUCCUGGAAAUCGAAAACACCAGCGAAGCCAACAACUAUGGGACACUGACCAAGUUCACCCUCGUGCUGUAUGGCACGGCCCCCGAGGGGCCACACACGCCUCCCGAGAGCAGUGGCUGCAAGACCCUCACGACCAGCCAGGCCUGUGUGGUGUGCGAGGAAGGCUUCUCCCUUCACCAGAAGAGCUGUGUCCAGCACUGCCCGCCAGGCUUCACUCCCCAAGUCCUCGAUACACACUAUAGCACCGAGAACGACGUGGAGAUCAUCCGGGCCAGCGUCUGCGCGCCCUGCCACAGCUCGUGUGCCACCUGCCAGGGGCUGGCCCCCACAGACUGCCUCAGCUGCCCCAGCCAUGCCUCCCUGGACCCUGUGGAGCAGACGUGCUCCCGGCAGAGCCAGAGCAGCCGCGAGUCACCCCAGCAGCAGCCGCCGCGGCGGCCCGCAGAGGGGGAAGCGGAGCCCCGGCCGCGGGCAGGGCUGCUGCCUUCACACCUGCCCGAGGUGGUGGCCGGCCUCAGCUGCGCCUUCAUCGUGCUGGUCUUCGUCACUGUCUUCCUGGUCCUGCAGCUGCGCUCCGGCUUCACCUUCCGGGGGGUGAAGGUGUAUACCAUGGACCGUGGCCUCAUCUCCUACAAGGGGCUGCCCCCUGAAGCCUGGCAGGAAGAGUGCCCAUCUGACUCAGAAGAGGACGAGGGCCGGGGCGAGAGGACCGCCUUUAUCAAAGACCAGAGCGCCCUUUGACGAGCGCCUACUGCCUGCCCCUUCAAGCCCAUCCCCUCCUUGGGCACUUUUUAAUUCACCAAAGUAUUUUUUUAUCUCUGGACUGGGUUUGGACCCCAGCUGGGAGGCGAGAGGGGCAGAGACGGCUUCCCACCCUACCUAUGGGCCCCCUGGCUGCCUGAGGUGGGGCCCAGGACCAGCUGGGGAACCGGGGAGGGCCUCACCCCACCUCCAGCAUCCCUUCCGUGUGGAGAAAGGAGUGGAACCUUUAGGGCAGCUUUCCAAGGUCCAGGCCCCAGCCGGAGUUCCCUGCGGAGUGAAGAGGGUCAGCCCUUCUCUUUCGGGAUUCCUGACCCGGGCUGCAGCUCUUGUCCCUUCCCUGUUCCUCUAAAGCAAUAAUGGUCCCCAUCCAGGCAGCAGGGAGGCUGGCCUAGGGGGUAUUUGAAGGAGGAGGCCACCUCUCCAAGGGCUUUUGUAUCCCCGACCCUGUCCCCCACGUCUGGUGAGCCUCUUGAGGAAGCGGUGAUCAAAGGAAGGGACCAAGGCAAGGCAGGUGCUUCCAGGGUGUGCACGCGUGCACACGCGAGUGUGUGUCCCUUUGCCCACCUCCACCACAGCUGGCUGCCCGCUGAGUGCGCCUGGCCCAACCGAGCCCCAUGCUGGUGUCCUGACCACCCUAACUUCUCGGGCCCCCUCCCCUCCCGCCAGGGCCCAAGUCCCUGUUUUCUGAGCCCGGGGCUGCCUGGGCUGUUGGCACUCACAGUCCCGGAGCCCCUGGGUGGGUGGUGGGGAGGGACGGUGGCCCAGCCGGCCUCUCCCACCUCCCACCCGAUGCUGCUUUCCCCUGUGGGGAUCUCAGGGGCUGUUUGAGGAUAUAUUUUCACUUUGUGAUUAUUUCACUUUAGAUAAUGAUUUUUUUUUUUUUGUAUUUUUAAUGGGGGUAGUAGCUGGACCACCCACCUUCCUAGAUCCACUGUCCACUCUGCUGUUCCCCCAGCUACCCUGGCCCUGAGGUGUGGGGGGCUGCAGCAUGUUGCUGAGGAGUGAUGAGGAGUUGAGCCCCAAGUCCUGAAGAGGCAGGCGGGCAAGCCACGUGGGCCCUAGGAAAGGGGAUCGUGGUGGGAGGGGCAGGCUGUCAUCUGUGUUUCAGAUGGGGCUCAUCGUGCCAAGGGCUCAUGGGUCACUGGUUCUCCAAGUGCCAGGGGUGGGCAGGUGGUGGCCCUGAGCCCCCUCCAACACUGUGCCCUUGUGGAGAAAGCACUGACCUGUUCUGCCCCCUUAAGUCCCCCUCUUCUGACGUGCCUUUUGCACCCCUCCCAUUAGGACAAUCAGUCCCCUCCCAUCUGGGAGUCUUCUUUCUCUCCCCUAGCCCUUCCUGGCACCCAGCCACCUGCCCAGGGGUGUCCCCUCCUCUCCCAUCCCCCCACCCUUGUGGCCAGUCUGGCUGAUUUUGUAAGAUACUGGGUUGAUGCCCAGUGAUUUUUUUUUUCUUGUAAUUUAAACAGGCCCAGCAUUGUUGGUUCUAUUUAAUGGACACGAGAUAAUGUUAGAGGUUUUAAAGUGAUUAAACGUGCAGACUAUGCAAACCAGG